Gongylonema pulchrum is the source of this 1419-nucleotide messenger RNA. The record is from the annotation of a GenBank genome assembly. NCBI's taxonomy places the organism in Eukaryota, Metazoa, Nematoda, Chromadorea, Rhabditida, Gongylonematidae.
AUGUUUAUAUUUGCAGAAGCGACACGACUGGCACCAUUUGAAAGACAUCUGGAAAAAGUUCUUGCCGGCCAGCAGAUUGAAUUGCCAUGUGAAGCGGAGCACGACAGCAAUCUUGAAGUAUCCUAUGAAUGGCUGGUUGAUGGCAAGCCGCUGCUGGAACAGUAUAUCCAGUCCGGGCAUUAUCGGAUAACUGAUAAAAAUGCACUAGUAAUCACGAAUCCGGCACGAUACGACGCUGCGAAUUACACCUGUGUUGCGAAAACUUCGUUAGACAAAGUGCAGAAAUCUAUUCAGAUCAGGGUGGAUGAUGUUCCAAAUCCAGUGCAUAUUGCAUUUCUGACGAAAUGUGACGAUACUGCGCAGAUUGCAUCAAUCAAAUUCGAAUACAUGGAAGAUAUCGACUUCAGUGCACCCAUUAAAGAAAUAUGGGCGCAGUACCAAAUAGAUGAAGCGACUGAUGGCUCUGUCUGGCUAACUCAUCCUUAUCCUGCUUUGACGGACUCUAUCCAGACGAUUGAUGAUAACCAGCGCUCAGUAAAGGGCACUUUAGAUGUUUCACUGCGACCGUUUGGCAAAUACCGUUUUCGUGUUUUUGGCCGUAAUGAUUUUGGUGACGGAGCUCCCACAAGUGUGAACGGUGAAUGUGUAACACCGGCUCGGGUUCCUGACAAAAAUCCAGAAGGCGUAUCGGCGACGGGAUCUCGGCCCGAAAAUCUCAUUGUUUUCUGGAAGCCAAUGCCAAGAGAAGAUUGGAAUGGACGUAAUUUCCAUUACGUUAUCCGUUAUCGGCCGGCAGGAACAGACGGCGAAUGGAAGGAAGAGAUUGUAGAUGAUCCAUACAGGGACCGACAUACGAUAGAACUCACUGCUGAGGAGCCUUUUCGUCCCUACGAAGUGCAGGUUCGAGCUGUUAAUGAGGUUGGGACUUCGAAUAUUUCACCGCAGACUGUGGAGGGAAGAACGGGCGAAGGUGAUCCUGGCUUCACACCCACUGGCUUCAAAUUAAUCAGCUCGGAUUCCACAUCGGCAACAUUCGAAUGGGAUCCUGUUGAUCCUCAACAAGUUCAAGGAAACUUCACUGGAAUAAAGAUUUCGUUUUGGUCCGACGAUUCCGAAGACGAAAGCGAGGAGGAAGAAAGCAGUGACAGUGCAAGUGAAAGGCUGAAAAGAUUCGCAAAGAUAAGCCGAACGAAACGCGAAGACCCAGCAGUAAUUUCGAAAACUGACGCUUCAGCUGGUAAACAAGCUGUAAUUGUUGCACCCGAAAAAACGAGAGCUACAAUAUUUGGUCUUCGUCCAAACAGUGUAAAUUAUGCCCAAGUAGCCGUAAUGAAUGGGCAGAAUGAUGGAACACCAUCCGACCCAAUCUCAUUCCGAACAAGAGAAGGAGGUAAGUACACUUCAGUCACUUUAGAAUAA